Molecule: messenger RNA, 5579 nt
Organism: Monomorium pharaonis (pharaoh ant)
Lineage: Eukaryota; Metazoa; Arthropoda; Insecta; Hymenoptera; Formicidae
Exons: 21
Coding region: 1210-5340 (1376 amino acids)
Biological process (GO): transcription by RNA polymerase III
Cellular component (GO): transcription factor TFIIIC complex
Molecular function (GO): protein binding
Source: RefSeq, a predicted model, not a curated record
UAUAAAUACAAAAUAUAAAAAAUUUUUUAGAUAUAGGAAUUUUUUACCAAAAAUAUCUAAAGACAUACAGAACCAGUAAAUCGGAUUUUUAAUUGAUAUAUUUAAUUUCGAUCAUAUGAGAAAAGUUUCUCGACUUUAUUUGAAUAUUUGAAACAUCAAUAGUAUAAAGCGACGUCUAAUCGAUAUCGAAUUAUUCUCUCAUCAUUUGUUACUUGAGGCAUGCGUGUGUGCAUGCAGUUUAAAAGGUGUACGUGAUAACGUGAUUCGCAGGCGUGACAUCCUGUGUGGAAAAAAAGGAAAAUUUUUUUAUUUUUAUCUCAAUUCGUCGCCUAGUGUGGUAAGUGCAUAAAUAAGCGUUAACGUUAAUUAAAAAUAAAUGGACACGAACGUUUAACCUAUCAACGUAUGUAUUGUAUAACCUAUUUCGUGCUGUCCGUUCAUGUUGCAAAAAUGAUAGCGACUUGUGAAAUUUCUCUAUUAUUCAUAAUAAUAGAACUACGAGAAUUACGAAGCUUCAUAGACCAUCGCGAGUAACAACUAACAAGUGUUCUCGUAGCGCGUGGAACGCGAGUACGCGUUUGGUGUUGUAAAUAAGGAGCCGGAUUUCAAUGCCACAUGUCUCACGUUCGAAUCCCUGAAGUAUCGCUUUUUUUCUCCUCAUUUUUUUCCGAUAUUUUUCGCUAUCAAAUUAUUGCGAGACGAGACCCAAACACGUGUUAAACAAUUAAAACACAAUAAUUAUAAUUAUAUAAUUAUGUUGCGAACAUUAAACCUCCUGCCUGAUGUAGCAUAGAAAUUCAGUUUGUUGACAGUUUCCUCGACAUCUAGUCUUUUACUCUGCGAAAGAGAGAGAAUAGACCUCGUCCGACAUGUCAUUCAAGAAAGAUAAAUGUUUAGCUGAGCAUAAAACAUAGGAUGCAUCAUCCAAAAGUGAUACGAGGAUGUUUACUUCUUUUGGCCUUGAAAGACUACAGGAAGUUUGUAUCAAUGAUACAGCUAGUACAUCUACUUCAAACAAAAGUAUUAUUAUUGGAUACGAAGAAGAAAAGCCAUAAUGAAUCACUAACUAUUUAGUAUCCUGACAUUAAAAAUAAUAAGUGCAGGAAAAAACAUCUACAUACGCACACCAAAAGCUACCCACAUGAAAGUAUAUUACCUCGCCCUCAAAGUAAUUUGAAAGAUUUUAUAGAAAUUAACAGAACUGAGAAUAUGGAGCAACAAACAAAUGUAGGGAGGGACAAUGUGGUAGAAAGGGGUGAAACAAGUUUAAGUAGUAGAAACGAAGUACCUGAAUCUUGUAAAUUAGCUUCUGCUUUACAGAAAUCAACCAAAUCAAUAUUUGAAUAUUCUGGUGAAAAAGCAAGUUCAGAUUGCAGACCAAAGACAUUUUCUCAAAAGAAGCUUUUAGCCUCUGUUAAGCAUAAUAAUAAACUGAGAACGUCGCUUGUGGAAGCAAAGGAUGCAGAUGUUUUAUUAGCAUUUGAAGACAACGAUACAAGCAUUGUACAUAAUUCAUGCACAACAGAAGACAAUGUUUGUUUAAUUAAUAAUGAGUACGUACCUGAUAAAAAUAAAAAGGAUUUUCAGCGAAGAAAAAUUAAUGAUUGUACGGUAAUAAUUUACCCAAAUAAUUUUCCCCAAAGAUUAAUCGAUGACGAUGUUUGGUCAACGGAAGUGGAAAGUCAAAUUCUAAAUGAACGGCAUGAUAUUUUAUCGAGUGAAAAAGCCACAGUGAAAAAUCGAGGAACUAAGGAAAUUGAGAAUGGAAUGAGCCCACUACCAGCUGAACCAACGAGAUCACUGCCUUCUGGUUUAAAAACUUCUGUCGAAGAUAAUAACAUAAAGUCAAAAUCAACUAAAAUCAAUGAUAAAUCGCCAAGUUCGUCGCAAUUAUUCUCAGAAGAAAUGCGAUCGACGGUGGUAGAUAAUGAUCGAAAAUUGACGGGAGAAUGUUCGAAACUUACAAUUAAAAAGAAAGUCUCAUUUUAUGAGGAUAUAUAUGAUGUAGGGAAAUUGGUCGACGAAGCAACAAAUGAAAAUACAAUGAAAGCUUCGCGUACUCCUGGGACCAUGGAAAUGCGGAGCUUUCACUGUAAUGAUUUAUCGAAUAAUGCAAUACAUCAAGAUGCAAAUGAUAUAAAUGAAAAACAUGACGAACAGAUCCAGUCACUUGAAGAAUCAAGCGUCAAGAGGAAAAAAGGUAGACCUAUGAAAGAAAAGAACGAGUCCAUAGUUCAAAGCACCUCAAACGAGGGAGGCGAUGAUAUGUCGCGAGGGAUUCUCGAUACCACCAUCGAAUCCGUGACACGUGAAAAAAGACAUAUCAGUCAAAUUAGGAUCACUACCAAUUUUUCCUCAAUGGAAGACACUAUAAGUGACGAGAGCGAAGCUGCGGAGGAGAAAAUUUUUGUCAAAAAACGAGGUCGACCACCCGGUUCCGUAGGCCGAAGUCGGGGUCGCGGCCGAGGUCGUGGACGUGGACGAGGUAGAGGAACGUUCUUUGAUAGCGAGUACAUUCCGAGAUUAACAACAAAAGAUAUUUCUCAGUUGGGAACGAAGGAGAGUGACAUAACAAAUGGUGCUGUUGCAGAUGCAAACGCUUUAAAUGUUGAAAAAAAAAUACAAUUGGUAACUUGCGCCAAGUGUGAGCAACAAAUACCAAAGAAACAAUGGUCUUUACAUAAAUUAAAUCAACAUAACAACAUGGCUUGGCACAAAGAUGAGGAGCCAUUGGAUUUCGAAAAUGAUGAAAAAUUGUUGAAAAGAGUAUUGACUGCUGCUCUUAAACAAAAAAAGAAAUUUCUGGUUUGUGAAACAUGUGAAGAUAUGAAACGGAGUGUCAUUGGUUUUAUAUCUCAUAUGCAAUUUUGUGGUAAAUCAGUAGAAGAAAGGAAAGAGUUAAUGGUAACAUGUUCUAUUUGUAAGGCAAUUAUGGUGCCUGCCUCUGUAGAGGUACAUGAACGCUACCACAGACAGAAAGCAGAAGCAGAACAAAAAGAUAAAGAAAUAAAUAUAUUACCAGAAAAACCUAAACGAAAAGCAGCAGAGAAAGCAAGACCAAAGAUAUUGGAAUUUACUGAAGCUUUUAAAGAACAACACCCGAGCACGAGUAAUGUGAUACGAAUGCCGAAAAAGAAAAAAAUACCAAGCAGUUGGCUAAUUGACUGGAAAAAAGAAUUAGAUUCGGCGAAAGGUAUUGCAUCUUGUAAAUAUCCAGGAUGUAUUUUUACAUGCUCCUCUUAUGAAAUCAUUUGCGAACAUUGCUCUCAAUGUAAUUUUGCCCCACAAAAGAAUUUUAUGUGUAAAAUUUGCAAAUUUUCUGCGGAUUCUAAAAAUAAAAUAAUAAAUCAUAUAACAGAAGCUCAUUCUAGUAACAAUGACUUAGAGAAAUAUUCUGAUUAUGAAAUAGAGGAAGAUGAUUCAUCAGAUGAAAGUAUAUCCGAAUAUGACAAUACAAAGCGAAAGAUUCGUACUCGUCGUUUGUUGAAAACAAAUUCCGAGAGUACAACAGCUUGCAAUAAGAUGCUUUUCUUGGAGAAAGAGAUAACGCAAAGCCCGCAAUCAACAGAAGCUUUUAAACCAGCUAUACGUUGGGCUUUGGAUUUCGAGCUGAAAAAUUAUGAACUGGCAUUGUUCCGAGAUGAUAUGCCGAAUUGUUUUACAUUAUUGGGAAAUAAUAAUGCUGCAACGUAUUUCCCAGAGCUUACGGUUUCGAUGGCCAUCAGACAUGCAGAUGUUAAUUCAUCUGAAAAUGUGGAUUUUGAUAAUGAGAAUUGGAUUCGCAUGAAUAGAUUUUAUGGUGAUGUCUAUAAAGAUGUACCAACAUUUUUUGUUGGCGGUCCUGUAUGGGCGUUAGCGUGGUUACCCAUUCCGUCACCAAUGUAUUCCAAAAACCCGACUCAAUACGUUGCAAUUAGCACACAUCCCACAAUGGAAAGCCAAUAUUCCGUGGGAAGUAAAUAUUCUGGACCAAAUGUCAUACAGAUAUGGGAUGUCGGAUCUUUAAAUCACGAUGAUGGUAGUGCGAUUAGUUCACCCCUUUUAGCUUAUGCGAUUGCACAUAAUAGCGGUACGGUUUGGUGCUUAGAGUGGUGUCCGUCGGGAUGUUAUCAGGAUACCGAACUCGGCAAUUAUAAAACGAAUGAAAAUAAGCUCAGACGAAUGGGAUUACUUGCCGCUGCGUGCUCGGACGGAUGUAUAAAUAUUUAUUCGCUACCAUUCGCGGACGAACUUAAAUUCAAAAAAACAGAAGCUAAUUUGUGGCCGAUUUACAAGACUGAUCCGGUAAUGACAUUGGUCGUAAAUGUUCUUAUGUAUGACGCUGGAAAACAAGACUGGCAGUGCACUAAGCUGUCGUGGACGAGGGAACACGGACAUAGCAUCAUCGCGGCAGGUUUCACAAACGGUUACAUCGGAUUGUGGGAUCUUACGACUACCUCGACUCUGUUGCUCACCGAACGGCAGAAUACAAAAUUUAUAAACACGUUUCAGCAUUUCUUUGCUCAUUAUAACGCGAUUACCAUGGUGGCACUGAUUCCAUACAACAAAAGCCGAUUUCUCGCUUCUGCCAGUACAGAUAAAGCGUAUAAAUUUUGGGAUUUGGAAGAUACUAGUGGACCGCAAUGUUGUACAAAAAAGGGCAUAGUAACGAACGGUGUGUGGAUGACGCAUUGGCCAUGUGCAGUUCUCAGUUUUGAUGAUGCACUUGGGUAUCAAUAUUUGGAUUCCUAUAUAUUGCCACUUAGAGAAUAUGGAUAUAAAUAUUGUCCAAUUUUAACAACCAACUCGCCGACUUAUGGUCUUGCUGUUUCCGAUUAUGCUAAUAGUAUUGCACAUGGCACUUCAGCUGGCGAAGUAAUGACAAUUUUUCCUCACCAAUUAUUGUAUAUAGAAAAGCUAUUGCCUCAGAAAAGACAGUUGAACUCUUUUAUCGAGGCGGUGGAUUUCUUAGAGCAGCAUAACAAAGAUAAUAAAAAUAAAUAUAAAAAGAAAUCCAAUGAGUACCACUACAUGCCAAAUACCUAUGACGAAUGCAAAGAUCGUUUUGGUAUUAUAUUUCACGAUAAUUUAAAGGAUUUAAAGAAAAAUAUUGCUCGAGGUAAACACAAAGAUACUCAGAAUAUUGCAAGAUCUGUUUCUAUUGAGCAAUAUUUAUUUACUUCUGUAAACAGGGUGGCUUGGAAUCCAAAUGCAUGGAGUUAUCUAUGGCUUAUGACGGGUUAUCAAAACGGCUUAGUGAGAUUGUUGAAUUUGAAGUGUAUGUCUAAGCCGCGUGACCUGAACGCUUUACUACCGACACAUGUGCAGUCUAUGCUUGCUAAGAGAGAACAAGUUGAAUAGACAAUCAACAAAAUCAGUCAAAAAUUUCACGAAUCGCUUUGUAUAUAAAAACAAGGCUUGUAUAUGUAAAAUAAACUUUUUUAUGUAUUGCUCAAGAAAAUUUUCUCUGAACGGACUUCACUGGACGGUGAAUUGAGGGACUCACUAUACUCGCCACUUUCGAGACAGGCCUAUUGCCGGCCCUGGAACACAUCUACAUACAAACCGUGACGUAGCGGCGAAGCAUAGCGAAAAAAAAA